This is a messenger RNA of Vanrija pseudolonga, 474 nucleotides long. RefSeq lists its product as uncharacterized. Bases 75 to 404 code for a protein of 109 amino acids. The transcript is spliced from 4 exons. NCBI's taxonomy places the organism in Eukaryota, Fungi, Basidiomycota, Tremellomycetes, Trichosporonales, Trichosporonaceae. The record is from RefSeq and is a predicted model, not a curated record.
UUCCCAUCAUCACUUCAAUCACAUUCGACGUUUGUCAACUCUACACUUCUUCACAAAACACCACAAACGCCAACAUGAGAAAUGUCGUCCAGCUCUCGCGCGCCGUCGCGCGCCACGCGAGCGUGCGCGGGCUAUCUACUUCCGCGACCACCCGCGGCAAGACGUACGAGCGCAACUACGAGGUCGACCCCGGAUGGGAUCACAAAGAUGCUACGGCCUCUGAAGCCGCUGUCAAGGCUGACAACGACCCGGCGUUGCCCAACAAACCUCAUGCUGAGCUGCAGGCGGAGACUGCUUGGCAACUCACCCACCAGCGCCGUGUCCAGAACGAAAAGGAUGAGGCCAAGGCCCACAUCCAGACUGAGAGUGAGGCUGAAGUGGGGGCCGACCAGGGCAAGAAAUAAGCUAGAAAGGUUGAGGGAAGGAAAGUAUCGACUGGGGAUAUGCAUCGGUGCUGAAAAUGUGACCUUCUCG